Drosophila rhopaloa is the source of this 1068-nucleotide messenger RNA. RefSeq names its product phenoloxidase-activating factor 2-like. The record is from RefSeq and is a predicted model, not a curated record. NCBI's taxonomy places the organism in Eukaryota, Metazoa, Arthropoda, Insecta, Diptera, Drosophilidae. The transcript is spliced from 3 exons. Bases 1 to 1068 code for a protein of 355 amino acids. Gene Ontology annotation, biological process: proteolysis. Gene Ontology annotation, molecular function: serine-type endopeptidase activity.
AUGCGUCGUCUGCACGGAAUUCUUCCAAUCCUGUUCCUUUUCCUGGUCACCUAUCAGGUCCUGGGCCAGGAUUGUUGGCCCCCAAGAGAGAGAAGGUGCGUGCCGCGUCAUAAGUGCCGGUAUCAAGUAGAUUUCCGAGCCAUGUCUAAUGGAAAUAAUGGGUGCCCUGCGCCGGAAACCUGCUGUCAAAAUAUACACAUACUUAAUAACGGGCCAGAUAUAAGCGUCGAAGAGACGGUUAAUCCCGAGUGCGGGCGACCCAACAGCAGAGGCAUAUCCUUCGAAGUGCGCGACAUGGAUGGCUUUGCCCAGGAGUUCGAGUUUCCUUGGAUGGUGGCCUUGCUCGAUAUUAAUGGAGAAUACUUGGGUGGUGGCGCCAUUAUCUCUCCCGAGGUGGUCAUCACAGCCAAAGACGUAACCGACAACCGAAACGAAAACCAGCUUAUUGCCCGCGCUGGCGAAUGGGACUUCAAAACCAACUCCGAGCAUUUUCCACAUGUUGAUGCUAGAAUCCGGUCGAUCGUUCGGCAUCCUGGCUUCGACAAAAGGAACGGGGCCAAUAAUGUGGCUCUCUUGUUCCUUCAGACUCCGCUAACACUUACCAAACACAUUAAGCCAAUCUGCCUGCCGCCGGUUAAUAGGACCUUCGAUUACUCGCGCUGCGAAGAAGGUGAAGCUACCAAUAGUCCAGAACAAAAGCUCCACAACAGCCUCUUGUGCGCAGGCGGGGAGCUUGGAAAGGACUCUUGCAAGGGCGAUGGUGGCUCUCCGCUGGCUUGUCCCCACCAAGAAGAUCCCCAAAGGUAUGAGCUGGCCGGCAUUGUGAACUUUGGCGUUGAGUGCGGAAUGCAAGACGUCCCGGCGGUUUAUACCAAUGUAGCAAUGUUUCGAAAUUGGAUUAUCGAUGAGGCUAUCACUAAUUUGAACGAUUACGAACCCGAACCAGAACCCGAACCAAAACCCAAACCAGAACCCGAACCAGAACCCGAACCUGAAAACACACCAUCACCGAAAAAUGAGAACGGAAAUGGCAACACCGAAAGAAAGUACGACUUUGUCAUAUAUUGA